AUGGAAGUGCUGGAAACUAGGCAUUCUCAAAGCAUAUCGGUGCUUACGGGACUCCAUCUCGUGAGUCGCCACUGGCACCAGCGGGCCGGCAGGGCGGCCACAGUGCUGCAGCCAAGCGUUCCCCGUGUGCUUGAUGAUGUCGGUCCAAUGUCCAAAGUGCCUGAAGCCUGUGCCUCUACAUUUCCCACUGUAAAAGAGCUCAUACUGCAUGAGCACCUUCGUGUGCAGGACUCUCAUCUGAAACUGUCGGACGGUUUCUGCAACCUUGUCAGUUUGAAUCUUUUGGACUCCAGAUUGAUCUAUGGAGAAGGUGCUGUCUUGCUGGGUCGACUUACCCACCUCACCAAAUUGAGCCUGGGCGGUGUCACAAGUGUUGGCCCCACACUUGUGUCCACAAGAUGUUUGAUGGACGUCGCAGGCUUGACGGAUCUGUCAUUGCGUGGCUGGCGCAUGUGCGAUGUGUGUUUCAAAUGCCUGGGAGCAUUGACGACAUUCAUUAGUAUGGAUAUGUUGGGGUUGCCAUUGCGAACGCAAAGCAGAUGCUGGGGCAAAAUCUUUGACAAGUCUCUCUGCUUGUCACUUUACUUGAUGCCUUCAAGUAAGUGA
Molecule: messenger RNA, 606 nt
Organism: Ostreobium quekettii
Lineage: Eukaryota; Viridiplantae; Chlorophyta; Ulvophyceae; Bryopsidales; Ostreobiaceae
Source: the annotation of a GenBank genome assembly